CCAAAAUAUUAGAGCUGCUUCAAUGCUGAUAUUGAAAUUGGUGGGUCGUCGAACUAACCUAAGGUUGAAUGGUGAUUGUUUUGUUUUACAAUUCGCGAAUUUCUGGCCGAUAGGUUUGGUCUGUCGAAGAAAACUGUGUCACGUAAUGUCCGGUUGCACUGAAGCGUUUGAAAGUGCCGAUCUCGAUGCAUGAUAGUGGAAUGUGACAGCUGCAGAAUCAGUAGUGUUAUUCCCUUGAGUUUUUUCUUGUCUAAUUGGUUAAAGUUGGUGCUCAAAGUGCUAUAGAUUGGUAGUGAUGAAUUUAUUGGUGGGUGGUAGAGGCGAACACGGAUUGGGAUGUUAUUACUAUAUUUAUUGUCAGUGGAUUCUAGACGUGUCGUUGCCAAUUUGGUUUUUGUUAGGAGUAGUGUGACGUUUCGCGUUGUUCUCGUCGUGAGAUAGCCAAACAGAGCAGACGACGAAGGCGAUGAUGAUCGAUUUCCAAAGAAAUCGACUGCGGCGAGUGAGUGGAUUGCAGAGAGAACCGGAUCUUGGCCAAGUGCAUCGAAUCUAGUUAAAUGCAAUUGUUGGAUGUUUGUUUCGUUCUACGACGUAUAAACCCGCGAGGAAGACCAUCUGAGAAAAAUUAGCAUAAUCUUCGUAUUUGCUAUAUUGUGAUUUGUGUUUCGUGUCGUGUCUUCGAAUUUGAUGUUUACCCACAUAUUCAAUAUACAGCAAGGCGAACCGCUGUUGUCUCUAUCCCUAAGUCAGGAGUUGAUGUGUUAGUGCAUGUUAAUGUGGUGGCAAGGAUUUCUACAAUUUGGAAAGGGGAACGAAAACAUCUGAGCCUUAGUAGUUUCAAGCAGCGUAUAACCAUUGUUGAAACCAGAACCUCACUUUCGAUUCGACAUGGCAAUUUUAUACAAGUGAGCAACGUGACACAUCAAUUGAGAAGUACGAAUAUGGUUUUACAUAAUAUCCAUAAUACGGCUCGUUCGUGUGAUAAGUCAGAGCAAGGGCGUUUGUCUGUGUUGGUGCAACCGGUUCCCCAUUAGAGAAGUUCCCAGCUCCAAUCAAUUAUUGUUCUAAACGUACAUAAACAAUGCACAUUUUCAGUGCGUCCAGUCAGUGCUGAGACUGAAGUGUGUUUUCCCUGCAAAGUGUAUACAAAUCGCCGAUAAUGGAUUGCCGAGAGCCGAUACUGGCCGCAGUUUGAAAACGAACCGAGCGAUAACUACGCAGAACAGAAACUUACAUGCUUGAAGCGAGAAGGGCGAUUGCAAUCGUCGUUGUUUUGGUCGUACACACAUUUUCUGGUUUUCGUUACUUGGCCGUUCGUUUGGGUCAAUCCAGAAUUGUAUCAUCCGAGUGAUACAUACUUAUCCCAUGAAUAAAAAUAAACAUGCUUCCCGAACGAUAUAAAUAGGAUCUGCACUCUACUUGCUGUUCAUCAUCAUCAUAUUAGCCAAUACUCUUGGCCCAGCAGAUAACUAACGACCACUCCACCCCCACCCCCCUCUUGGUAACGCGUGGCGUGGGGCUCUUUGCGUUGAGCAGUGAAGCGGAUUCCGUAAAUUUAACCGACCGUGUCGUGGGUGGCCUCCAUCAUGAAGGAGGAAUCAAACCCCAAGCCAUCUCCACCCACUUCCGGCAGCGGCAGCGGAAACAGUAGCCUUCUCGAAAGGGGGGCUGCUGUUGCCAUCGUCGGCGGCUCGCAGAUUGCAGUCUUCCCCGGUGCAAGUGGGUUAACGGCGCUGCAGCGACCUCCGAGAACUAUCUCGUGCACCAGUUAUGAUUCCGAGAGCGAUGAUUGCAUGCAACGAAGUGGACCGUCCUCGGUGGCGACGACCACGGCAACCGAGCCCGGAGAGAAGCUGGACGCCAGUGCCAGCGCCGGGAACAACAGUGCUUCCAAAUACGACUGCGAAGACUCCAAAGCUGCUUGUAAAAUCCUAAAUGGCCGGGAAGCGCGGAACCGAGCGGAGAAGAACCGCCGCGACAAACUUAACGGCUCCAUACAGGAACUGUCCGGCAUGGUGCCCCAUGUGGCCGAAUCGCCCCGGAGGGUGGACAAAACGGCCGUGCUGCGGUUUUCCGCCCACGCCCUCCGGCUGAAAUAUGUUUUCGAUACCGAGCAGGAGCAGACAAAGCAGGAGCCUAGCGAGAAUGCAGCGGGACAGAAGACCGAAGUGCACGACGCACUGUUCCGGAUGCUGAAUGGAUUCUUGCUGACCGUCACCUGCCGGGGACAGAUAGUGUUGGUUUCGGCAUCGGUGGAACAUUUCCUAGGACAUUGUCAGACCGAUCUCUACGGCCAAAAUCUGUUCAACCUGAUUCACCCGGAUGAUCACAAUUUGCUCAAGCAGCAGCUGGUGCCCAACAACUUAGUCAAUUUGUUCGACUCUGCGGUGUCAGCUCCAUCGACGAGUCGAACAUCCAGCGGAACGGAGACGAGCGCGGAGGAGCAACAGCGAAAGUCGCAGGACGAGGAAGACGAGAUUGAUCGCAAGUUGCGACAGGACAGGAGGAAGUUCACGUUAAGGAUCGCCAGGGCAGGACCUCGAUCUGAGCCAACAGCAUACGAGCUAGUCACGAUAGAUGGAUUCUUCAGGCGUGCGGAUGCCGCUCCACGAGGAGAACGACCAAGUGGUCCCUCGGGUCUGCAGCUCUUGAGGAGGGCACGCGGCCGCGACGAUGGGAUUACACUGCAAAGCAUUAAUGGGAAUGAUAUUGUUCUGGUAGCAGUGGCUCGCGUGCAAAAGGUGCCAACGAUCUGUGAUCGAUUGAUUGAGGCUUGCAGAUAUGAGUACAAAACGCGUCACCUGAUCGACGGCAGGAUAGUGCAAUGUGAUCACCGGAUAUCGGUCGUGGCUGGAUACUUGACGACGGAAGUUUCCGGGCUGUCACCGUUUACCUUCAUGCACAAGGACGACGUCCGAUGGGUUAUCGUGGCCCUUCGGCAGAUGUACGAUUACAGUCAGAACUACGGUGAGUCCUGCUACCGAUUGAUGACACGAACGGGCGACUUUGUGUAUCUGAAAACGCGUGGUUACCUGGAGGUGGACGACAGCUCAAAGAAGGUUCAGUCGUUCGUGUGCAUCAACACCCUAGUCUCGGACGAAGAAGGUCGACGGCUUGUGCGAGAAAUGAAGCAUAAGUUCUCCGUCAUUGUUGAGGCGGAUGAACUCCCCGAUGAAAGUGACGAACCGGCAGUCGAAAAUCCAACUCAAAUUGAAAAAGCCGUGCUGAACCUGCUGACGAACCUACACUCGGAAGAUGACGAACCAUCGGAACGGGCACUACCGUCGAAUACUUCGCAAGAGACGGAUGGGUCGGAAGGAUCUCAGCUUGCCAUAAUAGCACCAAGUUCAAAGGCCGUCAAGUCGGCUAUCGUCAAGAGCAUGAACGUGAUUGCGAUCGCUUCCAAGAAGAUGUCGAACGGAAGCAAUUCACCACUGAGAGACUCUACUGGAGCUAGUCCCAGAUCGAAAGAUCACUCUGGCAGCCCUUCGGCGAUCAUCACAAUGCAGCGACCUUCCGUUCUGCAGAAAGCACACAGUCCGGCCUUGGAAUCGCGAGUGCCUCCACUACAUGGUACCGAUCACGAUUUCAUUCAACCAUUCUCGCCGGCUGGUAGCACAAGUAGUAGCAGCAGCAGCAGCGGUUCCGUAUUCUCACCUGCAUCACACCAGCGAAACAGCCGAAGUCCGUUCGGAGGCAGCAUUCCGCCAACAUCUCCACCGGCCAUUGCUGCCACUCCGUCAACGUCGGUUUCACGAAUCGUUGACAAUACCGCAAGUGGCCACAGUCGAUCGAUCAGCGUGCUCAAACGGACCCACAGCAACAGCUGCCUGGACAGUUCCGAUGGCUCCUCCAUUGGGCACACGGCUGACUUUGUGGUCCAGAAGCGCCCGAAGAUCAACACCAUACUCGAUCUGGACACAUGCAGGACCAGGCUUUCAAAUCCGGCAACGGAUCUCAUAACAAUGUUGCCGCAAGCCUUUCACGCAGUCGAUCAGUCGCUGUUAAAGGUGGAUGAUGAUACGGCCAAGCUGCGGGCCCAAGUCAGUGGAUAUGAAAAUUUGCAGGGCAAAUCGCUGCAGCAGUUGGACAGCAUAGUGGAGGCAUCACACGAGCAACGGAAUGUGCUGCAGUCAAUUAAGCAGGAGCUAACCCAAUUCCAGUCCAACAAUGGAAGCAACGACCAGGAUGGCGCUGGCGGACGGGGACCAAUAGUAGUCAACGACCUUCUACCCGGUGGGGGCGCCAUCGUAGACGAUCUGGAUCCACCCUCGCUCAUGAUGGAGGACUUCCCGAGUGACAGCUCAAACCUGAUGGCCGAUCUGGACAACAACGGAAGCCUUCUGGAGGGCGAUUCCCCGCUGGAGUUUUUCAGCUCCAUCAACACUCCGCUUAUUUCACCCACGACGGCCACGGCUUCGGUCAUCACGUCGAGUAGAUCGGUUGGAGGAACCGGUACCGGAGGAGCAUCAGGGACGGCCGGAUCGUUCUACCAAGGUGCCGAUUUAAAUCCGAGUUAAUGAAAACUUUGACCGCGUGAUGGACGACCAGUCGAAGCGAUCCUCGUGGUAGCGAGAGAAUGUAAAGAAGCGCGAGCUUAUGAAUUCAGCUAGGUGUCGUUCCUUCAAUGUAGGAAGACUAUGCUGAAUGUUCAACGGAUGCGCAGAAUGUAGUGUGAAUGUGUGUAUUUUGUAAUAAAACUAACGAGUGUGUUUAUAAUGGUAGUUUUAAGGCGUCAUUUAAGUCCAAGGAAUACAAAGAAACUAAGCUAUUGUAGUUUACACGAUAUUGUGCAUAUAGUUUAACGUGUUGUGUAAAUCGACGAUUAAGGCAAACAUGAGUGAUAUGAGUUUUUCACAUUGAAAUUGAUAGUAUUGUUCCCAUCCACAAAAUUUUUCCGCGUUAUUGACUAUAUUAUUAACGAGAAUCGUACCUACGAAAAAAUAGAUGGCAAAAGAUAUAGCGAAUGAGUCUUAUAACUAAGUAAACAGAUGGUACUGUAAUUUGUAAGUUUGUUGGUAGUUUUUAAGAAAAAGAGUGUUUUAUUAUAAUCCUUCUAAAUAUAUAUAUUUUAUUUAGUUUAUAAUUUUCUAGCUUUACAUAUUUGAAAAUAAACUCAAAUAAACAGAAUACAAAGGUUUAACUAGUGCCCGCGCACGUGUAACAUUGAUUUUAUUGAUACACUGUAAAUAUCCCAAUAGAAAAAUACCCAUUUGAGAAGGUAACACAAACCCUGUUCUAAUGUUUAAUCUAGGAAAAUUUCUCGUUCUGCAUGAAAAGCCCGGUUAAGAGGUUUUUAUUUGCCGAUUGUGCGCAAACGGCAAACACUGUUAAACUGAUUAUUCAAUGUGGUAAUCGAAACAUGUGAAACACAGGACGGAAAUAAUGAUAAACCAAUAGCUGCUAAUGAUUGAAUAAACACAUACACACACACAUCGGCAAAACCAUUUCUUAACGAAAAGGAGAGGAGGCAACAAUUCACGGAUAUCUAUGGAUCCAAAAAAAAUCUUGUCUGUAAUGUGUACUUUAGUGUUUAAGACUAAAUCCUACCAAUAACAUACAAACAACCAACCAACCAACCAACCAACCAACCAUCCAACCAACCAAUAAAC
Aedes aegypti (yellow fever mosquito) is the source of this 5612-nucleotide messenger RNA. RefSeq names its product aryl hydrocarbon receptor nuclear translocator-like protein 1. The transcript has 12 exons. Gene Ontology annotation, cellular component: nucleus; transcription regulator complex; aryl hydrocarbon receptor complex. Gene Ontology annotation, molecular function: DNA-binding transcription factor activity, RNA polymerase II-specific; protein dimerization activity; RNA polymerase II cis-regulatory region sequence-specific DNA binding. The record is from RefSeq and is a predicted model, not a curated record. Lineage: Eukaryota; Metazoa; Arthropoda; Insecta; Diptera; Culicidae. The coding region runs from base 1587 to 4520 and encodes 977 amino acids. Gene Ontology annotation, biological process: regulation of transcription by RNA polymerase II.